GGAUGAUACCCCGAUACACGCACUCUGACCCCAGACAUCGCGCGGUACGGACAAACACAUAUCUGUUUUUUUAAUAAAAAAAAAUAGUGCCAGUGACUUUGUGUCGUGAUUUUCGUGUGUGCAAGGGCCCCAUGAAGCGGCUGUCAUGCACAUAGCGACAUUGAUUGCAUUCGUGCAGCUGUCGCUUGCUACAGCUGUUUCAGAUGGCAUCCAGACCUUGACCGCUGCGGAACUGAACUUGGAGCUCUCUGGUGACAAUUCCUUGUCACCAUUCUACGAGAGCGGAGAUGACACUGCUGUGCACUUUAUGCGGGGUUCCAGACAGGCGGACUCACCCCUGUCACCCGACAUCGAUGUGCAAUGUACCGAAGAUUUCAUACAAGUGACCGUCGAAUUCGCUGAUGUAUUCGACGGUAUUAUAUACAGUAAAGGAUUCCUCAACGAUCCCAGAUGCAAAUAUGUGUCGUUGGGAGGCAGCGAGUCGCGCUACGAGUUCAGAGUACCCCUGGACGGUUGCGGCUCUCGUCCUCUCUGCAACGCUUGUGGCACCAUCGAUAAUGUCCUCGUCUUCCAAGCCGAUGACUUCGUUCAAGGAGCUACUGACUUAGCUAGAAAGAUAUCAUGCGCAAGAACAACUUUCGAAGUGUCAGCCGAAGGGGCAAAGGAGGAACAAGGCCACGUACUGAAGUUAAAGCCCUUCAUGGUGGACAUGUUGGACGUUGUUGCUGUAGAAGGGCUCGGAAGCGGCGUUGAAUGCUGGAUGGACAUUCAAAAGGGAGUCUUUCCUAAUACAACUCCUUUUGAAAGUUCAAUAAAAAUCGGCGAAUAUCUUACUAUUUUGGUAUACUUGAAAGAUCAGAGAAAUCAAUUUAACCUAAAAAUUCAUGAUUGCUGGGCUUAUGACAAUGAUAAUUACGACAGUCCCAAGACGAAUAGGAUCCAACUGACUGACAAACAAGGAUGCCCUAAGAAAAAGAAGCUUAUCGACCAAUGGCAAAAAUCAAGAAACACGGGCAAAAGUGGAGCGACUUUAAUCGCAUAUAGCAAAGUGAGCGCUUUCAGAUUCCCUGAAACGGAUCAAGUGUAUUUAACAUGUAACGUAGAGCUCUGUACGAAAAACUGCGAUUCGAGUUGUGACGGCGUAAUAAAAGAGAUUUCAACGACAAUAAGACCUCAAAAGCAAUGUUAUCCAGGGUCACCUGAUCCGCAAUGCCCGACAGUCAGACCGCAAAUUAAAUGCUACCCAGGAAGCACAGACCCACGUUGUCCCACACCCUCAACGCCUGCACUUCCAAACUGUUACCCAGGAAGCACAGACCCACGUUGCCCCAAACCUACAACUCCAGCACCUCCAAACUGUAACUUAGGAAGCACAGACCCGCGUUGUCCUAAACCAACAACACCCGCGCCUCCAAACUGUUACCCAGAUAGCUCAGAUCCUCGUUGUCCUAAACCCACAACUCCUGCACCUCCAAACUGUUACCCAGGAAGUAGAGAUCCAAGAUGUCCCCAGACGUCUUCCCCUAAACCUGUAUGUUAUCCAGGUUCUCCCGACCCUAAUUGUCCACAACCUUCACGACCUACUACAAUAAAUCCUCCGACGUAUUUGCCACCUACGACUCCAGAAUUAAAAUGUUACGCUGGAUCGACAGAUGCACGGUGUCCGAAACCAACAACACCCGCGCCCCCAAAUUGUUACCCAGGAAGCACAGACCCGCGAUGUCCUAAAGCAACGACACCUGCCCCACCAAAAUGUUACCCAGAAAGCGCAGACCCGCGUUGUCCCAAACCUACAACAACCGCGCCUCCAAACUGUUACCCAGGAAGCAGAGACCCGCGUUGCCCAAAACCGACAACUACCGCACCUCUAAACUGUUACCCGGGAAGCAUAGACCCCCGUUGUCCUAAACCAACGACACCUGCAAGACCUAACUGUUACCCAGGAAGCACAGACCCGCGUUGUCCCAAGCCUACAACUCCGGCACCUCCAAACUGUUACCCAGGAAGCUCAGACCCGCGUUGUCCUAAACCUACUACACCUGCUCCACCAAACUGUUACCCCGGUAGCAGCGACCCACGUUGUCCUAAACCAACAACUUCAAUACCACCUUACUGUUAUCCUGGUAGCAAUAAUCCUAGAUGUCCUCAAUCAUCUACCUCUAAACCUAUUUGCUACCCGGGUUCCAAUAAUCCUAACUGCCCUCAGUCUUCAACAUCAACAAUUGUUUUACCAACCACCACUCAAAACGCUCCUAAUUGCUAUCCAGGAAGUAACGACCCAAGAUGCCCACAGCCUAGCUCAACACCCAGCUCCUGUUAUCCGGGAUCUAAAGACCCCAAGUGUCCGCAACCAUUCGCUCCAAGCAGCACCAAUCCACCAUCCACGUAUUUACCACCUUUCCCCGCGGAUAAUGAGAUAAAAUCUGCACGGACAAGUAGACUGGCAGAGAAAACUUUGGAUUACUACGACGAACCGCUGUUAGAUAUUGAUAAUUUCGAGUUUACACGUACCAAACCUAGGACGAGAAAUACCAGAGAUGUCAGUAAAGUAAACAGCGAUUUAAUAGAAGCAUCCACUGGACUAGGAGUGAUUCAAAUAGCAAUCGGCGGCUGCACUUUCCUGGCUGUUCUAUCUAUCGCACUUGCCGUCUACUUGUACAAGAAUAAAUGGUCAAACAAACACUCAAGUCAAACGUUGAGAGAUCACCCCUGCUAAUUAAUAUGAAAACUCCUAUAGUUAAACACGUCGUCCGAUAUACUACGAUUUUAUUUUUUAAAUUUAUUUUAAUUUUGCAUUAUAUGCUGUAGGGAUUAACUUAUAAAAUAUACUGAUCACUGCCUUCUUAGCUUUAUAACAUUUUCUUUUCAGGCGCUUGUUAUAAGAUGCCUAUUUUAUUUUUAAAUAAAAUAGUGCCAUAGAAUCAAACUGUAGACUCAGUAGUAUAUCAAAAUUUUAACGAAAAUUAUUUUACAAUUAUUGAAAUACUACUUUGAACGCACUAUUUGAUGGAACACAGAAUGUUUGUAAAUAUUAUCCCUAGUCAAAAUGUUUUACAGUGAAAUGAAAUUACGAUAAAAUAUCUUUUAAUGUAUUUUUACUUUACUCAUUUUGUGAUAUUCUUUUUUUGUAUAUAAUUUGCCAGUGUAUUAUUGUGGCCAUCGUACUAUAAAAUAUAGUUAUUAACUCAACAAUUUAAACGGCUGAUUAUUGUGGAUAGUAAAAAUAUUUGAUUACCUUAUAUGGGAAUAUUUUUACAAUCAAAAUGAUCAGACGGAAAAAUGAUAUAAAUGAAUUGUUUGCAGGAUUGCUCAUUGAGUCAAUUGAAAUAAACAUUCUAUGAAUGUUCCA
Messenger RNA from Papilio polytes (common Mormon), 3349 nucleotides. RefSeq names its product proteoglycan 4-like (gene zye). The transcript is spliced from 9 exons. Bases 146 to 2716 code for a protein of 856 amino acids. NCBI's taxonomy places the organism in Eukaryota, Metazoa, Arthropoda, Insecta, Lepidoptera, Papilionidae. The record is from RefSeq and is a predicted model, not a curated record.